AGAAAAUGUUCUUCAUCAUAUAUUUCAAUUGAAGAUUCUUAAUACCUUACGAAUCGUUGAUUCUAGUCUUCGGUUCUCCAAAUGGAAGAAUCUACGUCAACAAGUUCCGGCGCACCACUCGCCGGAGCUUCUACUGAUCCUGCGUUUAUGGUUCCCUGUGAUUCCAGCAGCGCCACCUCCUCUGCGUCAAUCGGCAUCACUCAAGCUUUUCAUUUCACUUCUGGAAACCCUCGAAUUGAAGAGACCAGAGGCGUGAUGCAUCUUUUCAUCGACGAUCUCUCCUCAUCUUCAUCCAAAUUACCUGUUGAAAGGAAGACUCUUCUUUGUGUACUUGGAGUUCCCAACCAUAUGACAUAUGCAGACUUCUGUCAAUUUUGUGGUUCUUUUAUUCAACAUAUGCUGGAAAUGCGAAUUGUCAGAAAUGAUGGAGUUGAUGACCAGUAUAGUGUAUUGAUAAAAUUUGAUGAUCAGAGCUCUACAGAUGCUUUCUACCAGCAUUUCAAUGGCCGACUUUACUCAUCUUUGGAGGUCGAGGCUUGCCGAGUACUUUUCACAGUUGAUGUGCAAUACACUGAGUCAAUUGAACAUGUGCAGACUUCUGCUGCAACUUCUACAGAGCAGAACUCCUGCCCGGUGUGCCUUGAGAAGUUGGAUCAAGAAACUGGUGGAAUUCUCACGACAAUCUGCAAUCAUUCAUUCCAUUGCUCUUGUAUCUCCAAUUGGACAGAUUCUUCUUGUCCUGUGUGCAGAUAUUGCCAACAGCAGCCUGAAAAGUCUAAAUGUUUCAUUUGUGAGACUUCUGAGAACCUCUGGAUGUGUGUCAUCUGUGGCUUUGUUGGUUGUGGCAGGUAUAAAGGAGGACAUGCUGAACAACACUGGAAAGAAACAGAACAUUGUUACUCCCUUGAAUUGGAAACACGCCGUGUAUGGGACUAUGCUGGGGACAACUAUGUGCAUCGCCUUAUUCAAUCGAAAACUGAUGGGAAAUUUGUUGAAUUAAACGAGCGUUGUACACAUGCUGAUGGUAGUUCAUGUGGUGGUUUCGACUGCAAAUUAGAUGCUGGGCUAAGUGAGGUUAUCUUGGACAGUCGAGUUGAAGCUAUUGUGCAAGAGUACAAUGAACUUCUUACUACACAACUUGAGAGUCAAAAGAAGUAUUUCGAGUCUAUGCUACAAGAGGUUGAAGAUGAAGUGGAAAGAAAGAUAUCUGAAGCUGUAAAAGACAAUCAAAAGUUGCAGAGGAUGCAAACCAAACUGGAUUCAUGCAUUGAAGAGAAACAAUUUCUUGACGAGAUAAAUGGAAGUGUAAAGGAAAACCUGGAGAUACUCAAAGCUAAGAUGGUGAAAACAAAGGAAUGGGAAGCAAAAACUUUAAAACUUCACGACGAAAAACUACAAGAAUUGGAGGAUCAGUUGAAGGAACUGAUGAUUAGCCUUGAAAUGGAUAAUGAAGUAGUAGAAUAGAGUUGAGAAUUUACACAAUAUAUGCAUCAAAGCUACUAAAAACUAUAGCAUUUUUCUUCAUUCUAUAUUUCCAUAAUAGAACAAGUUGUUGUUUUUGUUUGAAAAACGCGAAGAUUGUCGACCCUAUUGUGGAAUUCCAUCUUCUCCUCGUUUUAAUAUGCUUAAUGUUUGGUCCAUUA
Molecule: messenger RNA, 1643 nt
Organism: Impatiens glandulifera
Lineage: Eukaryota; Viridiplantae; Streptophyta; Magnoliopsida; Ericales; Balsaminaceae
Product: BRAP2 RING ZnF UBP domain-containing protein 2
Exons: 12
Coding region: 82-1464 (460 amino acids)
Biological process (GO): Ras protein signal transduction; protein ubiquitination
Cellular component (GO): cytoplasm
Molecular function (GO): zinc ion binding; ubiquitin protein ligase activity
Source: RefSeq, a predicted model, not a curated record